GGAGCUCUCCCUGAGAGAGGUGGAGCCCAGACUGAAGGGGGCAGAGCUAUGUCAAGGGUGGAGCUCAGGCUGGUCUAGGGGUCUGCCACAGAAGGGUUCUCAAUGCUCUCCUGGGAGCUGAAACCUUAUUCUACUCAAAGCAAUUUGGGAGCUACAGGAAGAGACAAGGUAACCUGCGAGUGGGACUCGGGGUCCCACGGACUACAGGUAAAGGGUCUGCUUGGAGGAGCAGCAACACUCAUCAAUGCCAGGAGUCUGAUGUCUUCCCUUACUCAGAUGGAGUAGAAGAGUAUCCGGAAGAGUGACAAUUUUAACUGCUGAACAGGCCAAGGACCUCAUUUGGUGGAGCCCAACUACCUAUUCCCCUACUCCCAGGACUCACCUUGUCCCCCUCUGCUAACCUCCCCUUAUCCUCCCCCCCCCCAACAUUGCACCAGGGAGAGCAGGAGGGGAAAGGGAAGAGGAGAGCCACUGACCGCAGCAGAAAGGAAAAGGAAGCAGCACAAAGGAGGGAGGAGAGAAACCACAAAGGAGUAGGGGAGAAGAGAGAAGGCAGGAGCCAGGAGAGGGGAAGAUCCUGAGGGAAAGGAGGUGAGAGAGAAGGAGCAAGAGGACAGAGGGAAGCCAGACACCCAGAGGAGGGGGAUCCCCCGGCCAGGGUGUGUGGCCAGAGGGCGGGGAGUAGAGGGGGCGGUCUAGGUCAUGUCCCACGGGAUCUACUACGACUGUGAGCAACGAGGAGGCCAAUCGCUCGAGUUCCCAGGCAGCCGAACUGGGCCCGCGGAGCUAGGAGAUAUGUGUGACCACGAGGCCUCCAUCGACCUGUCAGCCUACAUUGAAUCCGGUGAGGAACAGCUCCUCUCUGAUCUUUUUGCUGUCAAACCACAACCUGAGCCUCGUGGCCUCAAGGGUCCUGGAACUCCUGCCUUCCCUCACUACCUCCCGCCAGACCCCAGGACCUUCGUCUAUCCUGCCCACGCCUUUGGCCCUGACCGGAAGGGCUUAGGGCCCAACGCCUAUAGCCCUGCGGAGGGAUAUGAUCCCCGGGCAGUGUCCGUGAAAGAAGAGCCUCGGGGGCCCGAGUGCGGAAGAAGCUCUAGUCGAGGUAGCUACAACCCACUGCAAUACCAGGUGGCACACUGUGGGCAGACUGCAAUGCAUCUGCCGCCAGCUCUGGGAACACCCAACCAGCCCCUUCGAGUCCUCAAGGGCCCCCUGGCUGCCGCGGCUGCCCCUCCCUGCAGUCCUCUUCUCAAGACUCCCUCUCCCGCCGGGCCUCCCCAUAAGGGCAAGAAAGCGGUGAACAAGGACAGCCUGGAGUACCGACUGAGGCGGGAGCGCAACAACAUCGCGGUCCGCAAAAGCCGGGACAAAGCCAAAAGGCGCAUCCAGGAGACGCAGCAAAAGGUGCUGGAGUACAUGGCCGAGAACGAGAGGCUCCGCAGCCGCGUAGACCAGCUCACCCAGGAGCUCGACACCCUGAGAAACCUCUUCCGCCAGAUCCCCGAAGCUGCCAGCCUCAUCAAGGGAGUGGGCUGUGGCUGAACCCCAAGGCUGAUGGGCAGAGGAGCGAUUCUCUCGACUUCUCAACCCUCUGUAUUCCUAGGAGGAAGCCCUCAACUCAGCCUGGGCUUUCUUCCUACAUAGAGGGUACGGUGGAUGCCCUCAGAAAGACAGAAGAGACAGAACUAGCUGCCGAGCCGGUCCCAAGGCAUUUGGGCAGCACCCUGGGCAGGGUUUGAAGAUUGCACUUCCCCUAAUUACUAUACUAAAAUACUGCAUCCCUUGUCCUCAGAGGUUUUUAGCCUUCCCUGUAACAUAAAUGACAACGCACGGCAAAAAUAAAUACUUAUGUGAUAUAUACCUAAAUAUUUCCUGUCAUUAAACAAAGAGAUUUAUUAAAA
This is a messenger RNA of Antechinus flavipes (yellow-footed antechinus), 1904 nucleotides long. It is a transcript of the gene CEBPE, whose product is annotated as CCAAT enhancer binding protein epsilon. Gene Ontology annotation, biological process: myeloid cell differentiation; regulation of transcription by RNA polymerase II; DNA-templated transcription. NCBI's taxonomy places the organism in Eukaryota, Metazoa, Chordata, Mammalia, Dasyuromorphia, Dasyuridae. The coding region runs from base 703 to 1545 and encodes 280 amino acids. The transcript is spliced from 2 exons. Gene Ontology annotation, molecular function: RNA polymerase II cis-regulatory region sequence-specific DNA binding; DNA-binding transcription factor activity, RNA polymerase II-specific. The record is from RefSeq and is a predicted model, not a curated record.